This is a messenger RNA of Hermetia illucens (black soldier fly), 1640 nucleotides long. RefSeq names its product cytosolic non-specific dipeptidase (gene Cndp2). The transcript is spliced from 11 exons. Gene Ontology annotation, biological process: proteolysis. Gene Ontology annotation, molecular function: metallodipeptidase activity. Bases 119 to 1561 code for a protein of 480 amino acids. NCBI's taxonomy places the organism in Eukaryota, Metazoa, Arthropoda, Insecta, Diptera, Stratiomyidae. The record is from RefSeq and is a predicted model, not a curated record.
GCAAUGGCUAGGUUAGAAAGCAGAAGCCAAACCAGAUUCGCUGCAGUCUCGAGUAGAACUCGUUCCAGUGAAGUUGUUGUUUUUGUGAGUUGUGCGGAAUCCCCAUCGAAGUGAGAAAAUGUCAGAGCUACCCGAUGUUCUGCAGAAGAUAUUCAAGCAUGUUGACGCUAACAAGGCGAAAUACAUAGAGAAUUUGCGAGAAGCAUGUGCAAUUAAAUCAGUUUCAGCAUGGCCUGAUUGCAGACCCGAGGUUCAGCGUAUGGUCGAAUGGACGGCAGAAAAACUUAAAAAACUCGGUACCCAAGUCGAAUUGGUAGAUGUGGGUGUGGAAACUCUUCACAAUGGGCAACAAAUCCCACUCCCUAAUGUGCUUUUAGGAACGUUGGGAAACGACAAAUCCAAAAAGACUGUUUGCAUUUACGGCCACUUAGAUGUGCAGCCGGCAUUGAAAGAUGAUGGUUGGAAUACAGAACCGUUUGAGUUGACUGAAAUCGAUGGCAAGUUGUUCGCUCGCGGAUCGACAGAUGAUAAAGGACCAGUUUUAGGAUGGAUACAUGUGAUUGAAGCAUAUCAAGCGCUUGGAAUCAAACUUCCUGUUAAUAUCAAAUUCGUGUUCGAAGGAAUGGAGGAAAGUGGCAGUACUGGUCUUGACAAUUUAUUAUUCGCCAGAAAAGACGAUUUUCUUAAGGAUGUUGACUAUGUUUGUAUAUCAGAUAAUUAUUGGCUCGGCAAAACUAAACCGUGUAUUACAUAUGGGUUGAGGGGAAUUUGUUAUUUUCAUAUUGAUAUUGAAUGUGCUUUGAAAGAUUUGCAUAGUGGAGUAUUUGGAGGUUCAGUGCAUGAAGCAAUGGCCGACCUGAUAGCCAUGUUAGAUACACUUGUUGAUUCGGAUGGCCGAAUUUUGAUUACAGGGGUCAAUGAUGACGUUGCACCAGUUACUGCGGGUGAAUCAGAAAUUUACAAAACUAUAGAUUUUGAUGUUCAAGAAUAUAAGAAGGAUAUUGGUGCUGGUAAAUUGAGGCAUAACGAGGAUAAGACCCAAAUUUUGAUGCAUCGCUGGAGGUAUCCAUCGCUUUCAAUCCAUGGCAUUGAAGGUGCAUUUUAUGAGCCCGGUCAAAAGACAGUGAUACCUCGCAAAGUCACUGGAAAAUUUUCUAUUCGGAUUGUUCCCAAUCAAACACCUGAGCAAGUUGAAAAGUGCGUUGUGAACUAUUUGAAUAAGAAAUGGGAAAAACGAGGAUCACCAAACAAGAUGAAAGUUUUUAUGGCCGGAGAAGGUGGUAAGUCGUGGACUGAAGAUCCUAAACAUCCCCAUUAUACCGCUGCCAGAAAUGCUACGAAGCAUGUGUACAAGGUCUAUCCUGAUAUGACUCGUGAAGGAGGAUCCAUUCCUGUAACAUUAACUCUUCAAGAGGCUACAGGUAAAAAUGUUGUUUUGCUGCCAAUGGGUGCGUGCGACGAUGGUGCUCACUCGCAAAAUGAGAAAUUGGACGUUAGAAAUUACAUUGAAGGGACUAAGCUUUUGGGCGCUUACUUAUAUGAAGUGUCUAAAUUGCCCUGAGCAGGCGAACUAAUUAAAUGCCUGUUGUUUAUUCUGUAUAUCAUUGAAAAAAUAAAUCAACUUUGGAAUCAAAAAAGUA